CCCGGCCCGAGCUGCGCGUGCGGAGCGAGCCCCCUCUGCAGGCUGCAGCCCCAGCGCCCGGCGCGAUGUCAGUGACGUUUGAGGAUGUGGCCAUGUAUUUCUCCCCAGCAGAAUGGGUGCUGCUGGGCGAGGAGCAAAAGCAACUUUACAGACACGUCAUGUGGGAAAAUUACCAGACUCUGGUCUCAUUAGGAAUCAAAACUCCCAAGCCAGUGGUGAUCUUCAGCAUAGAGCGAGGGGAAGAUCUGUGUGUGCGGGGUCCCACAGAAGAUGAAGAUGGGGACAUUCUUAGAGGAACCCACCCAGAUUUUUCAGAUGCAGAGGAGACCUGGGACUGGCCAGCAAUUGAAAGCUCCUUGGGCUUCUUCCUCACACAAAGCUCUUCCCCUGGAGCAGCAGAGGCAAGGAACCUGAACAGAGCUGAGGGGCAGACUCCUGAGGAAGGACCUGGUAGCCUGGAGCCACUCAGACCUUUCCGAGGGACAUCAGGGAAGAACCAUUCCAAGAAAUCUGAACGGGGAAGACAUCACAAGAGACAGGGCAGGUCUCAAAGGCAGAGGAAAAAUCUGAUCAGGAAGGAGCAGGCAACCUCAAGAGGCCAUCAGAGGAGAUCCAGGCCAUAUCUAAAGCCUCCUGCAGAGGGAAAAACUGAGCCCAGAAAGAGCCUAUAUACCUGCCAUGUGUGCAGAGAAGAAUUCAAGGUGCAGAGAGAACUGAUAAGCCACCACUGGAUGGUUCAUAAGGGACAGGAACUGUAUCACUGUAGCGAGUGUGGGGAGAGCUUUAGGAGAAAGAAGGAGUUCAGAGCACAUGGGAAAGUUCACAGAAAGAAGAGAGACCAUCCCUGUUCUGAAUGUGGGAAGAUAUUCAAUCAGUUAUCACUGCUCAGUGCCCACCAGAGAAUCCACACUGGAGAGAGACCCUAUCACUGUGCUGAGUGCGGAAAAAGAUUCUUAUACUUGUCAGCUUUUACCAUCCACAAGAGAAUCCACUCGGGAGAGAGACCCUAUGCGUGCGCUGAGUGUGGAAAGCAAUUUAUGGAUUCGUCAACAUUUCGUAAUCACCAGAGAAUCCACUCAGAAAAGAGACCCCAUCGCUGUAACCAAUGUGGGAAAGGCUUCAAACUUACAUCAAAUCUUACUAGGCACCAGAAAAUCCACAGCGAAGAGAGACCCUUCUUGUGUCAUGAGUGUGGGAAAAAGUUCUGCCUACGAGAACAUCUGAUCAGACAUCAGAGGAUCCACACUGGGGAGCAGCCCCAUUGCUGUGCUGAGUGUGGGAAAAAAUUCAGUCUCCUUCAAAGUCUCAGGAGACACCAGGAAACCCAUAGUACAGGGAGACUCCAUCGCUGUGCUGAGUGUGGGAAAAUAUUCCGUCAUCCAGACAGUCUCUCUAAACACCAGAGAGUCCACAAUGGGAAACUCCAUCGCUGCACUGAUUGUGGAAAAGGUUUUGUCUAUAUACAUCAUCUCACUCGCCACCAGAGAAUCCACACUGGAGAGAAACCCUAUUGCUGCACUGAGUGCGGGAAAAGUUUCACCCAAUUGUCAGGCCUCACCAACCACCUGAGAAUCCAUUCAGGAGAGCGACCAUAUCCUUGCACUCAGUGUGGGAAGUGCUUUGCUCACUCAUCAUCUCUCACUGAACAUCUGAAAAUCCAUUCAGGAGAACGACCAUAUUCCUGCAUUGAGUGUGGGAAGCACUUUGCUCGCUCAUCAUCUCUUACUCAGCAUCAGAGAACCCACUCAGGAGAGCGACCAUAUUCCUGCGCUCAGUGUGGGAAGCGCUUUGCUCGCUCAUCAUAUCUUACUAAACACCAGAGCAUCCACUCAGGAUAGAGACUCCUGACCCUGGUGUUUGAUGGAGGGAACCUCUUCUUUCUCUCACUUCUUCCUGUUCCCAAAGCCUAUAAAAGAGGGAGAAGUUGCUCCCACUCUGAAAUGUUCCCACCUCUUCACUAAGCAGACACGAAUUUAGGUGCUGGGUUUAUUAAAAUAAUUUGUAUGGUCCUCGAGAGGUACAGAAACGUUCCAAAGUGGGCAUAAUGGGCUGCAGGUGGGACAGAGAUGACUGGAGUUAGGACUGCACUUUGGAGGCCCUGGUUUCUCCCAAGCCGUUUGCUCACUGUGGCUCCCAUCCUCUCAGGCUCCACAAAUGGAAUUAAUUGUUUUAUUUCUUCUGGGAUUUGGGGGUUUGGAAAAAUGGGCAGAGACUGAAAAGGAGCUUUCAUCUCCCGAGUUAAUGAAAGGCUUGACAUCCCUGUGUGCCCCUCAUAGCACUGGAAGGUUGUUUUUGAUUUGGCUUUGAGAGAAAAUUAUGAAUCAAACUGUCUUGAUAGUUGGCUUCGUGCAUAAUGCAGCCAGGGCCCUGUCUUCACAUUCAAUUGCGAGGCAAGCAAUACUAGAUAGGACCAGAGGUUUUGAGAUCAGAGUUUCUGGGUCACACAACGAUGAUACAGCUAAAGUCAAGACACCCCUUCUCUGAAAUAGUGAGCCUGUCAGACAAUAUAUCAGAGACAACAUUUCUAAGGAACAGCACCAACAGGUGGUGUGGGACUCUACUUUGGUUUGAUGCUGCAUUUCUUGGUAGAUAGACAAGUCAGAUUUCCAUCCCCUACUCUCUGCGAAUCAGCUCUCACGUCUUCCUCAGAAUAACCAUAUUAAGUGAAAGAUCCUUCUUCAUUACAACAGGAUACAUUGUGGUGACAGGUGCUUUAACUUACAUCUCUACCCAUUGGGGCUUCUUGAGCUCCACAUCCUGUUCCUGUGGGGCUCAAGAACAAACAGCAUGCUAUUUGGUUAUGGACUACCUUCUUUAUCAUCUUGAUGGUAGAUGCAAAUGCUUGACCUCUAUGGAUGCUGCUGUCAUGAUUAGCGUGACUACAUCACUUACUCAUCAUCUAAUUCAUUGUGCCAUCAGAAGUCAUACACCAGAAAAAAAGGCAAGGGCAGGUGUCAAGGCAGUAAAAGAACUAAAAAAAUAGCCACCGUGGCUUAACAACUAUGUAAAAGAAGCAGUGAGAGAUAAAGACUUGCUUUAAAAAGUGGAAGUCAAAUCCUAAUGAGGUAAAUAGAAAAGAGCAUAAACACUGCCAAAUUAAGUGUAAAAAUGUAAUAAGAAAAGCCAAAGAGGAGUUUGAAGAACGGUUAGCCAAAAACUCAAAAGGUAAUAACAAAAAGUUUUUUAAGUACAUCAGAAGCAGGAAGCCUACUAAACAACCAAUAGGGCCCCUCGAUGAUCGAGAAUAAAGGAGCACUUAAAGAUGAUAAAGUCAUUGCGGAGAAACUAAACAAAUUCUUUGCUUCAGUCUUCACGGCUGAGGAUGUUAGGGAGAUUCCCAAACCUGAGCUGGCUUUUGUAGGUGACAAAUCUGAGGAACUGUCAAAGAUUGAAGUGUCAUUAGAGGAGGUUUUGGAAUUAAUUGAUAAACUUAACAUUAACAAGUCACCGGGACCAGAUGGCAUUCACCCAAGAGUUCUGAAAGAACUCAAAUGUGAAGUUGCGGAACUAUUAACUAAUGUUUGUAACCUGUCCUUUAAAUUGGCUUCUGUACCCAACGACUGGAAGAUAGCUAAUGUAAUGCCAAUAUUUAAAAAGGGCUCUAGAGGUGAUCCCCGCAAUUUACAGACCGGUAAGUCUAACGUCGGGCAAAUUAGUCGAAACAAUAGUAACGAAUAAAAUUGUCAGACACAUAGAAGAACAUAAAUUUUUGGGCAAAAGUCAACAUGGUUUCUGUAAAGGAAAAUCAUAUCUUACUAAUCUAUUAGAGUUCUUUGAAGGGGUCAACAAACAUGUGGACAAGGGGGAUCCAGUGGACAUAGUGUACUUAGAUUUCCAGAAAGCCUUUGACAAGGUCCCUCACCAAAGGCUCUUACGUAAAUUAAGCUGUCAUGGGAUAAAAGGGAAGGUCCUUUCAUGGAUUGAGAACUGGUUAAAAGACAGGGAACAAAGGGUAGGAAUUAAUGGUAAAUUCUCAGAAUGGAGAGGGGUAACUAGUGGUGUUCCCCAACGGUCAGUCCUAGGACCAAUCCUAUUCAACUUAUUCAUAAAUGAUCUGGAGAAAGGGGUAAGAAGUGAGGUGGCAAAGUUUGCAGAUGAUACUAAACUGCUCAGGAUAGUUAAGACCAAAGCAGACUGAAGAACUUCAAAAAGAUCUCACAAAACUAAGUGAUUGGGCAACAAAAUGGCAAAUGAAAUUUAAUAUGGAUAAACGUAAAGUAAUGCACAUUGGAAAAAAUAACCCCAGCUAUACAUACAAUAUGAUGGGGGCUAAUUGAGCUACAACAAAUCAAGAAAAAGAUCUUGGAGUCAUUGUGGAUAGUUCUCUGAAGAGGUCCACGCAGUCUGCAGAGGUGGUCAAAAAAGCAAACAGGAUGUUAGGAAUCAUUAAAAAGGGGAUAGAGAAUAAGAAGGAGAAUAUAUUAUUGCCCUUAUAUAAAUCGAUGAUAGGUCCACAUCUUGAAUACUGUGUACAGAUGUAUAUCUUUUUUGAGAUGAGACCACUGGUUCAGAGAAGGGCAACUAAAAUGAUUAGGGGGGUUGGAACGGGUCCCAUAUGAGGAGAGAUUAAAGAGGCUAGGACUUUUCAGCUUGGAAAAGAGGAGACUAAGGGAGGAUAUGAUAGAGAUAUAUAAAAUCAUGAGUGAUGUGGAGAAAGUAGAUAAGGAAAAGUUAUUUACUUAUUCCCAUAAUACAAGAACUAGGGGUCACCAAAUGAAAUUAAUCGGCAGCAGGUUUAAAACAAAUAAAAGGAAGUUCUUCUUCACACAGUGCCCAGUCAACUUGUGGAACUCCUUACCUGAGGAGGUUGUGAAGGUUAGGACUAUAACAGCAUUUAAAAGAGAACUGGAUAAAUUCAUGGAGGUUAAGUCCAUUAAUGGCUAUUAGCUAGGAUGAGUAAGGAAUGGUGUCCCUAGACUGUUUGUCAGAGGGUGGAGAUGGAUGGCAGGAGAGAGAUCACUUGAUCAUUACCUGUUAGGUUCACCCCCUCUGGGGCACCUGGCAUUGGCCACUGGGCUAGAUGGACCUUUGAUCUGACCCAGUACGGCCGUUCUUAUGUUCAGGCUGAUUCCCUACUCGGGCACUUCAAGUGCAGAAGGUGGGGGCCCACAAGGAUUAAAAAAAUUAAUACUGGCCACUCCAGGCUUGUAUUAAACUCCCAAGGUUACAGCUUCUCUCUGACCUUGGAUGGGUAGAUGCUGCCACCACCUAAAUGCAAACCCCUGGGAACCCAGGAAAGCGCAGUUAGGAAUUCCUUUCCUGGGGUACCCUCAAGCCCUUUCACACACACACAUACACACACACCCUCCGGGGAGGAGCUGAGAAAGAAAACAAAGGAAAUUAGCUGUUGCCCCCAGGUAAUUAAACAACAUAUGCAUAAACCUUUUAGGACACCAAAAAUCCAAUCCUGUUCUUAAAAAAAGAUAAAUUUUAUUAAAAACAAAAAGAAAGAACAUACAUCUGGAACGUAGGCUUUUGCUAGAUUUUAAAAAAGCAAUUCCAAAAAUUAAGCACUCAAAAUAGCUUUUUGGGGGGUUCAGCUUAAAGUUUAGAAGCAAACAAAAGCAUCUGCGGUUAGCAUAGAGGAGUCCACUAGCCAUAAGAAAAACAGAAAUAAACCUAAUUGUGUCUUUCUAAACAUUCCUGAUUCACUUACACAUGGGGGGAGGGAUAGCAAAGUGGUUUGAGCAUUGGUCUGCUAAACCCAGGGUUGUGAGCUCAAUCCUUGAGGGGGAAACUUAGGGAUCUGGGGCAAAAUCAGUACUUGGUCUUGCUAGUGAAGGCAGGGGGCUGGACUUGAUGACCUUUCAAGGUCCCUUCCAGUUCUAGGAGAUGGGAUAUCUCCAUUAAUUCAUUAAUUUUAUUUUUUUAUUUUUUUUUAUUUGGGGGUUCCAAAUAAGUAGUUCUAAGUAUGAUGAUCAUACCUGGCUUAAAGCUUCUCAUAGCAUAACUGCUCCCUGUUCCCCUCUUUCCCAGAGAACAACAACAAAGACAAAGGGGAAGUUUUUUCCCCAUUUUAAAAAGUUCUAGCCUUCCCACUGGCUCUUUUGGUCAAGUGCCCACUCCCUUUCUUUUACCUGGGGGACUUUGUUAACCCUUUACAGGUAAAGCAAGCAGAGAACAGCCACCAAGAGGGACUUUAUAGCUAACUGGCUGGCUGGGUGUCCAUCAAAGAGAGCUACCCCCCAACCCCUUCAUUUAUCACAGCAAGGAUGAGAGAUGUCAGUUGCUUCCUGUUAAAAUGCCUUUUUAAAAAAAAAUAAUAAUUCAAAUUUGUGUCCCUGGACAAGUAAAUGGCACUUUAAUACCACCCAGGGCUUGUCUACACUAGAACUUAUCACUUACCAGAACACUAAUCUACAUCCCUGAGAGAUGUAAAAUAUACCAACCUAAGCGCUGGUGUAGACCGAGCAAUGUUGGCGGGAGAGCUUUCGCUUCUCAUAGAGGUUGAGGUGUUAUGCUGACAGGCGAGCUCUCUCCCAUGGCUUAGACUAGAGCAUCUUGAAUGUUAGCUUGGUGUCUUGAACAUUAGCGGGAGCUGUAGCACUUCUAGUAUAGAUUACGCCUAACACUGAGAUGUACCUGGAGCUCAGCCUUGACACCAAGUGGCAAGGAAUGCAGGAAAAUCUGUGGGCAACUUUGCUCCACUUUGCCAGCUGGCACUCAGGUUUGCUGCUUGUUGUCAGUGUUUUCUAUAAACAACUUGUGGAGUUGCAGUCCCAGCCCAGAGCGUGACAUGGGUAUAAAACCUCCAGCGGUCAUGGGGCAGGGACAGAGAUGGGAUCCUGCAUGGGGAACAGACAGCCAGAGAGCACUGUUUCAGGAGAGAGAAUCCUAAAUAGAGAGGGAGAGAAACCAGUCCCAGCAACAUCCACAGAUCAAACUGAGCAGCAGCACCGGGCCAUUUUCUCCCCUUUCCUCCAGUGGGGAAAUCCGUGGCCGUGCCUCUCUGUCAGAGGGUGAUGAUGAGAUGGGACUUUCUGUCACUGUUGUGUCAUCAUUCCUGGAGGGAAUAAAAUAAUACAAGAGAAAUAUGAGUCUGAAAUGGCUGCGCUGCCAUGUGUGUAGGUGAAGACCUGCAAUCUUCCAUGCAGUGCUGACUUUGCCAUGUUCCAGUCACUCUUGGGAGAUGAUGUUGGGGAGAAGCAGCCAUCUUGCCUUUCUUACUGGAGCUGGCUAUACCACAUGCAGUUCAGCUCAGUUGCUAUCUGCUUUAAAUCAUUAUCUGUAUUCUAAAAAUGGGGGUGUUAGAGCACUGAAUUAGUUAAAAUCUCCCAGAAUACUUUGUGCUCAUGCUAAGCUUUAUUGUACAAAUGUACUAGUAGUUAAAUUGUUCUAACCUUUGUUCAUAAUAUAUGCAGAAUCUGUCAGAUGCAAGAUGUAUGCUCUCUUAAGGUUUGCCAAAUAUGAACUGUGUGCUAGGUAGUUAGUGUACAUGUAUCUUUGGUCUUUAUGCUACUUGUGUGCUAUGAUCUACUGCCAGCUAAACUGUUGUGUGCAUAAUUAGAUGAUAAAAGGUGUGUAAGGUCUGCAGAAUCUGGAAUUUUCUGUCUUCUAAAUGAGAAUGCAGGGGGUCUCCUGUAUACAUCGGGGUUGCAUUCUUGAAAAGGGCGAUGGAUACUGAAAUGACGUGUAUGGAUUCUGAAAUUCAGCUGGAGAUGAUUCUUGCAGAAGAGAAUGAACUAUAAGAAGGAAUAAGAGGUGCCCCAAAAUAUUCCUCCCUCUCUCUCUGCUCAUGGCAUCAAUAACAUCUGAAAGACAAGGAAAGUAACUGCACUUGGGGAGGGUCCCUAGCUGAAAGGAUUCCCGUCAAUAAAACUAAUACAGCAUGCGGUGAGAGAGACUUUUGCUUUGAAUCCAUUUAGCUUGUAAAGUUAGUUAGUUGUGUUUUACCUAUUAUUUUCUUAUAACUAAGGCUACGUUUUUUUCACUGAAGUUGCAAAAGUCUCAGAAUCUGUGACUUCCAAAGACCUCCAUGACUUCAGCCCUGGCGUCUGGGAGCUGCCGGGUCCCAUUGCCUGCCAUAGCAGCAGGGAUGUGCGGUACACCCACCGCCUGAGUCAGUGGGCCCCCAAGCUCUCUGCCACCAUGGGCAGCGGGGUAUCCCGCAGUUUGUAGCCACUGCCGCGGUGGUGGGGUACCCUGCAGCUCCUGACCCACCUUGGGGGGCAUGCGGACCCACGCAGCUCCCCACUGCAGCGAUGGCAGGGGGAUUCCCUGCUCUCCUCUGCUGGGGAGGGGGCAGGGGGACCCUGCAGCUUCCCUCCGCUGCUGGUGGCAGGAGGACCGUGGAGUUCUGAACCCCCACCAGUGGUGGGGGCCCCAGAGCUCCAAGCCACUCCACAGCUGCCCUGUCCCUUCCUAUUUUAUCAUGGAUAUUUUUAUAAAAGUCAGGGAUGAGUCACGGGCCUCUCUGAAUUUUUCUUUAUUCCCCAUGAACAAUCCCUCAUUACUUGUAAAUCACUUAAAUUCUCUGUAGUUUUAACUUGUACUUAACUUGUAAUAUUGUUUCAUCUAAGCCAGUGGGUUUGGAUUGAAGGGUUUGAGAAUCUCCAUAUCAGAUAACAGGAUUCAUGCCUAUCAUUUUCUAUUAAUACACUUUAUAUGAAAUUGUAUUGUCCAGAAGAUCAGUUGGCAAGAGCAAAUGAACAAAUGCCCAGUUUACCAAAAAAGUCGGGUGCACCCCCCUAGCGGGGUGUGGAGGAACGUGUGUGUGUGGGGUGGCAACACGAGGUGUCAGGCAGCAGAGCUUGGGGGGGGGGUCAGCCCCAGGUAGAAUGGAGCUUGGGGGGGGGGGCUUAGGGGCCAGCCCCUGGCAGCAGUGUGGGGACGGUGUCAGCCCCAGCUCCUGGCAAUGGUGUGGGGAGCUGGGGCGAGGGAGGAGUCAGCCCCUGUCCUGGCAGCAGCAUGCGGAGCUCAGGGAAUGGGGGGAAAGACCCUGUCUGUGGAGUGGGGAGCUGUGGGGGAGGGGUCAGUCCCAGUGGCGGAUUUAGAGUUAGUGGGGCCCUGUGCUCAGAUUCAUUUUUGGGGCCCCUCCUUGGGACCCAACCAAGAAAAAGACCAUUCUCUCUUAUCCCCCCCAACCCGUUUUUCAUUCUUUUUUUCUUCAUCCUCCUCUAAGUAACAGCAAGUAAAUGAAAGUAAAGUGAGGUACCUUGAUUGUUCUUGUAGUCUAACUUAUUUUUCCACAGACCACUUGAAAAUCGCUGGGGGUCUCGGCGGACCACUUAACGGUUUGUACCAUUAGCCAAAUAUUGUUUGUACCAUUAGCUAACUAUUGUAAAGUGCUUCUUAAAUUGUAACUGUUGUCCAUAUAAACUAUGUAAAAACAUUACAUCUGGAUUUGCCACAAUUUG
Molecule: messenger RNA, 9356 nt
Organism: Malaclemys terrapin pileata
Lineage: Eukaryota; Metazoa; Chordata; Testudines; Emydidae
Product: zinc finger protein 883-like
Exons: 5
Coding region: 66-1838 (590 amino acids)
Biological process (GO): regulation of transcription by RNA polymerase II
Cellular component (GO): nucleus
Molecular function (GO): RNA polymerase II cis-regulatory region sequence-specific DNA binding; DNA-binding transcription activator activity, RNA polymerase II-specific
Source: RefSeq, a predicted model, not a curated record